AUGAAUGAUAAAAAUGAAGGCCUCCUCCUUGGUGGUAAAAGUGGAGGGGUUAUGAAUGUAUGGGACUCACUGAGAAUAAUGGAUACCACGGGUUUGAAUGGGUCACAUGGUGGCGAAUGGCUGACACUUGCUGAGGGUAUAAGGACUCGUGUGAGUCGUGAGGUUCUUUUGCGUGGACCCAAGAAUGCUCGUGAGGCAGUGAAGCACUUUGGCAAGGCACCAGGUGUGCCUCACAGCCACACUAAGCCUUAUGUUCGAUCUAAGGGGAGGAAGUUUGAGAGAGCAAGAGGCAGGAGGAACAGCCGAGGUUUCAGAGUCUGA
Messenger RNA from Amborella trichopoda, 321 nucleotides. NCBI's taxonomy places the organism in Eukaryota, Viridiplantae, Streptophyta, Magnoliopsida, Amborellales, Amborellaceae. The record is from RefSeq and is a predicted model, not a curated record.